Molecule: messenger RNA, 2015 nt
Organism: Propithecus coquereli (Coquerel's sifaka)
Lineage: Eukaryota; Metazoa; Chordata; Mammalia; Primates; Indriidae
Gene: BATF2
Product: basic leucine zipper transcription factor, ATF-like 2
Exons: 3
Coding region: 74-901 (275 amino acids)
Biological process (GO): regulation of transcription by RNA polymerase II
Cellular component (GO): nucleus
Molecular function (GO): DNA-binding transcription factor activity, RNA polymerase II-specific; RNA polymerase II cis-regulatory region sequence-specific DNA binding
Source: RefSeq, a predicted model, not a curated record
UGGAAGGUCACGGGCUGCCGAGGGACUGGGACGCUGCAGAGGUGGCUGAGCCUCUGCUCCCCCUGCCUCAGCCAUGCACCUCUGCGGGGGCAAUGCGCUACUGACCGGGACAGACCCUGAGGAGCAUCAGAGGCAGCUGAAGAAGAAACAGAAGAACCGGGCGGCCGCCCAGCGCAGCCGACAGAAGCACACGGACAAGGCAGACGCCCUGCACCAGCAGCACGAGUCCCUGGAAAAACACAACCACGCCCUGCGGAAGGAGAUCCAGGCCCUGCAGACAGAGCUGGCAUGGUGGAGCCGGACCCUGCACAUGCAUGAGCGCCUGUGCUGCAUGGACUGUGCUUCCUGCUUGGCUCCAGGGUCCCCUGACUGCUGGAACCAGGCCGAAAAGCCCCUAGUCCCCAUCCCCCAUGGAAAACAGGGCUGCCAGGAGCAGCCGGGUCUAUUCCAGACCCCAGUCUGUUCUCCCCCAGCUCAGCAACUCUCUCCAGGUCCACAGCCUCACGAUUCCCCUUGUCUCCUCCCAUCCCCUCUGCUCUCGCUGUCCCUUGGCACUGCUGUGGUUACUGCAUCUCCUGCUCAACUGUCCCCAAGCCCUGUCCUGUCUGCCUCACCCACUGGCUGCAGCCUGCUGGAGCCAUCCUCUAAGCUCAGUGCCCUCUUGCCCAGCCCCACAGCCCAACCUGAUCCUCUACAGCCCCUCGGGCUGGUGCGCUCCACCGGGGGCAUGCUGGGGUCCUCUCCCCAUAACCCUUCCUCUGCUCUGAGGCUUCCAUGUCAGCAGAGCAGGGAGCAUGAGCUUGCUUUCUCUGCAGCAGAUUGGCAAGGGUUGGGUGUGGAUCCCAGCCCCCACCCUCUCCUGGCCUUCCCUCUGCUUUCCUCUGCUCAAGUCCACUUCUAACCUGGUCCCUGGAGCUGGGCUGGCCCCUCCCUUGGGCUCAGGAGGCAGCCUCAGCACACGGGCAUCUCCUCCACUGCUCCUGGAGGCUGCCCUGAGAAGCUGACUGCACGUUGGAAAAGGAAGCUUCCUGAGUGCCUGCUGCUGUGGCAGGCCCUGUCACUGCCACUGUCUUAUUUCAACCUCGAAAUGGAGAGUAUCACUCCACUUUUUCAGACAAGGAAGCAGAGGCCCAGAGAAGUCCAAGGUCACACAGCGUUUCUUGGGACCUGAAACACCACCGUCUGCUCGUCCCUCUCCGGGUGGGAUCCUGGCCCAGGUCCCCUAGGGGCUGAAGUCCUGGAAACUGAGGCUAGUGCGAGGAGGUGCACACGCUGGGAGCACAGAGGGCCUCUCCCCUCUGUCUCGUGAUUCCCCGGGCUGGACCCCUACAGCCCCAGAAACUCCGCCCUCGCUGGGGCCGGUCCAGAGAUCAAGCCUGGGCGGGUAGAGGCCAAGCAGAAGCCCUAAAGUGGACUCGUUUCCCCCCAAGUAGUGUUUUCAGUGCCAAGAAAUUGAAGCUGUGGGUAGCAGUAAGGGAGAGUCCUGGAACAGGCCCCUCUGGGGUUUCUGCAGGCUGGGUACCCACAGCCAUACCAAGGCUUCUGGGAGAUUCUGCAGGUUCCGCUCUCCUGGCUCUUCCCAAAUUCCUCCUACCUCCCCAGGGCCCCCAAGGCUGUGGUGGGAGAGCCAUUCAUCUCACACGCAAAAGGCAAGAGGGAAGAAUGAGGGAAGAGCUGGAUUUGCACCCGGCAGCAGGUCUCUGGUAACACCCCUGACCCCGUGUGGUCCCCAGGCUCCCACUACUUGGACCCCUCCUAUGCAGCUCCCUCGUUGCUCUUUGGCCAGGGCUGACAGCAGCCGAAGAGCAGAGCCUAGGACCAGAUGGGAGCUCAGCGGCAGUGUCUGCUGCAAGAGGGGCUCUCGCUGAGACUCCAGGACAAGCACUCUAAGUGGGCUUGAGGUGACAAACCCCAGCUCUUCACUCAGAUUUUCACACACAUGUAAGCAAGACACUGUUAGUAUUUCACACACUCCUGCGUGCGGAACACAAGUCUCAGCACAUAUGUGAUGGCAA